GCAACGAUCAGCUCCACCUGGCAAACAGCUGGCAAAUGCAAAACAAACUCGCGGCCAGAAAUUCGCUUGAUAAGGGCGAUCAUUAGGGGCAGUUGAGUGGUUUUGACGCGACGACUCGCACACUUUGCAGCAUUUAGAGGCCAUACCAAAAAACAUUCACCAAAUUGGCCAUGGCAACACAUUUGCUUCGAAAUGCCAGCACAUUUUGGCUGCUCAAAAACUGCCAACGCUCGAUGCCAUUCGCUGUGUCACGCUGCCUGCAUCUGACGACUCGCUUGGAGAAGAAGAUUGCGUUCAAUCUGAGCGACAUUGGCGAAGGCAUACGCGAGGUGACCGUCAAGGAGUGGUUCGUGAAGGUGGGCGACACCGUCGAGCAGUUCGACAAUCUGUGCGAGGUGCAGUCGGACAAGGCUUCGGUCACCAUCACCAGUCGCUACGAUGGCAAGAUUACACGCAUCUAUCACAGCAUCGAUGAGCUGGCUUUGGUGGGCAAACCGUUGCUCGAGUUUGAGGUGGUAGAUGCGGAGGAGGAUGAAGAUGAUGGCAGCAGUAGCAGCAGCAGCAGCGAUAGUGAUGUGCAGUCCAGCAGUGGAGCUGGGAGCGAGUCCGCACCUGGUGGAGUGCCAGCUGGCCGUCAUAUUACGCCCGCCACGCCCGCCGUUCGCCGCCUGGCCAAGGAGCAUAAAGUGAAUCUCUCCGAGGUGCCGCCUACGGGCAAGAAUGGACGUGUGCUCAAGGGUGAUGUGCUCGAGUAUUUGGGUCAAGUGCCGCCCGGCACCAAUGUGCCUCACCCCAGUAACGCGCAAGCCAAGGCUCCGGCUCCGGCUCCAGCUGCCGCUCCGCCAGUGCCGGCUCCAGCGGAUCGUGUGGAGCAACUCAAGAGCGUUCGCAAGGCCAUGCUCAAGUCAAUGACGGAAUCGCUCAAAAUUCCACACUUUGCGUACAGCGAUGAGAUCGAUAUGUCGAAUCUGGUCAAGUUCCGGAACCAACUGCAACCGUCUGCCCAAGAGCUGGGCGUGCCCAAGCUGACGUUUAUGCCGUUCUGCAUUAAGGCCGCCAGCAUUGCCCUGACCAAGUAUCCGAUUGUGAACAGUUCGCUGGAUUUGGCCAGCGAGUCGAUCAUCUAUAAAGGCGUCCAUAACAUUAGCGUUGCGAUCGAUACGCCCCAGGGUCUGGUCGUGCCCAACAUCAAGAACUGCCAGGCGAAGAGCAUUAUUCAGAUCGCCAAGGAUCUGAAUGCGCUCGUUGAACGAGGACGCACUGGCUCCCUAAGCCCCGCGGACUUUGCCGAUGGCACCUUCUCGUUGUCCAACAUUGGCGUCGUGGGCGGCACGUAUACGCAUCCCUGCAUCAUGGCACCCCAGGUGGCAAUUGGUGCAAUGGGUCGUAUGAAGGCGGUGCCGCGCUUUAAUGAUAAGGACGAGGUGAUCAAGGCGCACAUCAUGAGUGUUAGCUGGUCGGCGGAUCAUCGUGUUAUCGACGGUGUUACCAUGGCCAGUUUUUCCAAUGUCUGGAAGCAGCACCUGGAACAGCCGGCGCUCUUUUUGCUGCACUAAGCUAGGCUGCCAAGCUGCCAUGCUUUUCCAGGCUUCCAACGAUCAACCGUUAAGGCUGUUCUCUUGCAUUUAUUUACAAAGAAAGAAAGAAAGAAGAAGAAAGAAAGCAAAAACCUUUGCAGCUAUUUUCAGUGCCUUAUGGCCGCCAUGUGACGCACUCUCCCUACACCUCCCUUGUUUCCCCUUCAGAAUGUGCAUUUAUAGCGGACGCCGCCCCUGCGAGCUCCUCUUUAGCUUUAAGCUCGUCGCGCACUUGGCUGGCCAAUUUAAAACAAUUUCCCAUCCCAUCCCUUUCCAAUUCAGUUGUUAUAUUUUUUAAU
Molecule: messenger RNA, 1876 nt
Organism: Drosophila hydei
Lineage: Eukaryota; Metazoa; Arthropoda; Insecta; Diptera; Drosophilidae
Gene: Dbct
Product: lipoamide acyltransferase component of branched-chain alpha-keto acid dehydrogenase complex, mitochondrial
Exons: 5
Coding region: 171-1556 (461 amino acids)
Cellular component (GO): cytoplasm; mitochondrion
Molecular function (GO): lipoic acid binding; acetyltransferase activity
Source: RefSeq, a predicted model, not a curated record